CACGGGAGGAAAAUGCUCCCCAUCCUCACCCCAUGGGGAGGAAUAUUCCUCCCCGCCUCGUCUACAUGACGAGAAUCCUCACAGGACCCGCGGGAAUGGGGGAAAUUGCCAUCCCUAGCUCUGGGGCAUCUCCCCCCACCACUGGCUUCUUGCUUGUCUCUCACGAGCACCCACCAUGGCUAUUUAUCGCCGUAGGAGACCUUCAAUUCUUGCCGCUAGAUUCUGAUGGCUGCGAUGAACCCAGCCUACUGGAUCUUGUCGGAACCCAGCCUGCUGGGUCUCAUCGGAACCCAGCCUUGCUGGGUUUGGGGAGACCUAGCCUUGCUGGGUUCGGGGAGACCCAACCAAGCUGGGUUCGACAAAACCCAGAUCUACUGGGUUCAAUGGAACCAAGCAAGGUUGGGUCUCGUCGAACCCAGCUUGGCUAGGUCUCCCUUGCUGGGUUCGUCAAGACCCAGCAGGUUGGGUUAAACGAACCCAGCCUGGCUAGGUUUCCCCGAACCCAGCCAGGCUGGGUUCCGACGAACCUUGCUGGGUCUCGUCGAACUCAGCCUUGCUGGGUUUCCCUGAACCCAGCUGCUGGGUUCGACGAGACCCAGCUGGGUUCCGAUUUGCUGUUUCGAUGCUGGAUUCAUGUUUUUUCAUUCUUCUUUUGAUUUUCAUUUCCAGUUGUUAAUAAAUUUGAGAGUUGAUU
Messenger RNA from Rubroshorea leprosula, 694 nucleotides. Lineage: Eukaryota; Viridiplantae; Streptophyta; Magnoliopsida; Malvales; Dipterocarpaceae. The record is from the annotation of a GenBank genome assembly.